AUGGGUCUCUUCAAGAAGACCGAGGGCAUCGAUCCUCAACAACCACAAACCGACACGACACACGAGAAAGAUGUGGAGAAGAACUACGAAGACGUCAAGUUAGAAGCGCGUCAAGCUUCAGUCGACAAUGGCGGUUCGGCACCAUAUAUCGAUCCCGUCGUUGAGAAGCGCGUCGUUCGCAAGAUAGAUUGGCAUUUGGUACCGCUGCUCAUGGCUCUAUAUUUGCUUGCCUUCCUCGAUCGUUCCAAUAUCGGCAAUGCUAAGACCGCUGGUAUGGCUAAGGCUCUGGACCUUACCGCCGAUCGGUACUCAUGGCUUUUGACCAUCUUUUACAUCUCGUAUAUCCUUUUCCAAUGGCAAGUGCUUUGCUGGAAGGCGGUAAAACCUCAUAUUUGGGCCUCUUGGGCUAUCUUUGGCUGGGGUGUUAUUUCAAGUUGUCAAGCAGCAGUCACCUCCUGGGAAGGAGAGAUGGUACUUCGCUUCUUGUUGGGCGUGUUCGAAGCUGCCUACGGUCCUGGUGUUCCCUACCUCCUUUCCUUCUUCUACCUGCGUCACGAAGUCGGUUUCCGCAGUGGUAUCUUCCUUGCUGCCGCACCUCUCGCAACAUGUUUCGCCGGGGCUCUUGCCUAUGGUAUCACUUCCGGACACGCAUCCAUUGCCAGCUGGAGGCUUCUCUUCCUUGUAGAAGGCCUCCCGACUCUGGCAAUGGUACCAGUUGCCUAUUUUUUCCUUCCCGACAAUCCGCAGUCCGCCAGAUUCUUGAACGAGGACGAGAAGCGCGUGGCAGUAGCAAGAGGUGUCCGUCAGACAGGCACGACCGAACGUGUCGGCCGCAUCAAGUUCAAGGAUGUUGGUCUCACAUUCAUCGACCCCAAAGCGAUCACCACGGCAUUGAUGUACUUUUCAUGCAACGUAUCGUUUUCCUCGUUGCCCGUAUUCCUGCCCACAAUCCUGGAAGAGAUGGGCUUUGAGUCCAUCACUGCACAAGGUCUUUCCGCGCCCCCAUACUUUCUGAGUUUCCUCGUUACCAUCGGCUCUGCUUGGAUAGCCGACAGAACUCAGCAACGUGGACUGACUAUUAUCAUCCUGUCUAUCGUCGGAGGCGUCGGAUACAUCAUGCUGGCCGUCGCGAAGAGCACUGGAGCCCGUUACACUGGUGUUUUCCUCGCCGCAUCUGGAGUGUUCCCAUGCAUCGCGAACAUCCUCCCAUGGGUCACCAACAACCAAGGCAACGACGAUCGCCGUGGCGCAGCCUUCGUUCUGCUCAACGUAAUUGGGCAAUGUGGCCCUUUGCUAGGAACUAACAUCUACAAGAAUCCACCUUUCUAUGUCAAGGGACAGAGUAUCUGUGCAGCCUUUAUGUUCUUCAAUGGCUUGCUAGCACUAUUCUUGCGUACGCUACUUGCUUAUGAGAACCGCAAGCUGGAUAAGCAGUACGGCACUAUUGAGGAGCAGAAGAACAGGAUUGCAACGACCGAGGGAACGAAAGAGGCAGCUGUUGAAGCCAACACUGGUGUUGAGAAUUUUGGUCCCAUGUACCGUUACGUCUUAUAA
Messenger RNA from Aureobasidium namibiae CBS 147.97, 1554 nucleotides. Its product is annotated as MFS general substrate transporter. Gene Ontology annotation, biological process: transmembrane transport. The record is from RefSeq and is a predicted model, not a curated record. NCBI's taxonomy places the organism in Eukaryota, Fungi, Ascomycota, Dothideomycetes, Dothideales, Saccotheciaceae. The transcript is spliced from 4 exons. Gene Ontology annotation, molecular function: transmembrane transporter activity. Gene Ontology annotation, cellular component: membrane. Bases 1 to 1554 code for a protein of 517 amino acids.